This is a messenger RNA of Ornithodoros turicata, 1105 nucleotides long. It is a transcript of the gene mad2, whose product is annotated as mitotic spindle assembly checkpoint protein MAD2A-like. Gene Ontology annotation, cellular component: kinetochore; cytoplasm; nucleoplasm. Lineage: Eukaryota; Metazoa; Arthropoda; Arachnida; Ixodida; Argasidae. Gene Ontology annotation, biological process: mitotic spindle assembly checkpoint signaling. The coding region runs from base 101 to 721 and encodes 206 amino acids. The transcript has 5 exons. The record is from RefSeq and is a predicted model, not a curated record.
AUCGUUGCUACGGUAGUGAGGCGGCUUGCGGCCAUUGCUGCUAGCUGCGGUGUGGCGCCGAUUUUUUCAGAACUUUGAAAAGAUUGGCAAAGUUUUCGAUAUGUCUGGCACUGCAACCGCUACGCAAAACGCGAUCACAUUAAAAGGCUCUGCAGAAAUAGUUGCCGAGUUCUUCAACUAUGGCAUCAACAGCAUAUUGUACCAACGGGGCGUUUACCCUCCUGACAUGUUCACAAGAGUUGAGAAGUACGGUUUGGGCGUCUUGAUGACAACUGAACGACAGCUGCAGGAUUAUCUCGAUCUGGUAUUGUCUCAGUUGAAAGCAUGGAUUGAAGCCAAGGAAGUCCACCAAGUCGUACUCGUAAUUUCAAGUGUUGACACAAAGGAAACAUUGGAAAGAUGGGAAUUUAACGUACAGACCGAUGAAAAAAUGACACACGAGAGCAAGCCAAAGCACAAGGACCUGAAGGAGAUCCAAAGUGGAAUACGGGACAUCAUCCGACAGAUUGUAGCAAGUGUCACCUAUCUUCCCAUACUGGAAACUGCUUGUGCCUUUGAUCUGCUCAUAUACACCAGUAAGAAUUCCGGAGUUCCUAAACAGUGGGCUGAAUCAUCUCCGCUCAUGAUUGAAGACAGCGAGACCGUGCGCUUGAAGAGCUUUUCUACCAGCGUUCACACCGUUGACACUGCCGUCACCUACAAGACUUCCUUCGACAUAUAGAUAACUUUUUGUGAGCAACAUGUUGAGUUUGUAUUCUUUUGAAUAUAAACAGCACAAAUAUUUCUUUAGGUGCAUGCUUGUGCAAGCUUAACACACAGUUAUGUGCUGCAGUAAAAGGAAUGGAAAUAGCGUGCCAUUUCAACUUACUCGAUAUUAUUUUUCUGUGCAAGCUUAACACACAGUUAUGUGCUGCAGUAAAAGGAAUGGAAAUAGCGUGCCAUUUCAACUUACUCGAUAUUAUUUUUCUGUGCAUACAUAAAAGUGUGCUAAUAAGCUUUCUGUAAAAGUUCGAUCAUGAUUCAGAGUAUGUCCAAAGACAAUUUUAUUCUGUUCCUUUUUUGUUAAAGUAUCAUUGACUUUCAAUAAAAAGGUUUCCCCUUUUCA